Cyclocybe aegerita is the source of this 1899-nucleotide messenger RNA. The record is from the annotation of a GenBank genome assembly. NCBI's taxonomy places the organism in Eukaryota, Fungi, Basidiomycota, Agaricomycetes, Agaricales, Hemipholiotaceae.
AUGUCUGGUCGCUGCCUUUCUCACUCUGUCCUCGCGCCUGUUGCUCAUUCACUACGGCGUCGCUCAGCGAACACUCUCCUCAAUGCUGCCCGUCGCUUCUCAACCCUCACCAUCCCUCCGUUCGCCCCCGAGUUCCACCUGUCACACUCAACGCUAUCUGCUGCUUCGUCCUCAAAUUAUAAUGCAAUAACUUAUGCUCGAGAAUCAAGACUAACCGAACUUGUUAAUGCUUUGGACACUCAUAAAAGCCCUUCCAAUGUAUGGACCGGAUACACCAACCUUCUCAGUGUCGCUGGAAGCGACUACCUUUCCCUUGAGUUGCACCAACGCGUACUCCGUGCGUGUACCCCCUCGACAGAAGAGCUGAAAGCCGCGAUUGUGCGAAGACUCAGUGCUGGAAACAUUCCGAAAGUACCCCACAUCCACGAAAUUCGCUUCCAGACCGUCAUCCAAAAUAUUCGGGGUUUAGGUCUUCAGCCGGCAUUGGAUGACUACAACUUUAUUCUGGAGCAAUUCGCUGCGGUUGGACAUUACGAAGGCUGCUUCCAGGUAUAUAAGGAGCUCACGCGCUUAGGACAUGUACCAACGACGCAAACGUUCAGCGAAUGUUUCCAGUCAAUAGCACAACGCUUCAAACUACCCAUGCAGAAGGUGAAGCGUGAAGCAAUAUCCACACAAAUGCAGGACAUAUUUGCAAUGUACGUGGCUGACAUGCACAAGCACAGGGUGCCUAUGGACGCGACUUGUUUCGACUUCGCCAUACGUGUUCUCAAGCAAACCUUGGACCUACCCGGAUUCGAGGCGCUCAUGCGCUGGGGAUACGCCAUUGAUCUUUCCAACCCGGACCGCGUCGCGCUGGAGUAUACAGAUCCAGUGAUGUCGGAUCCUCCUCUUACACCCUUGCCCUUCACGACCAGAGCCCUUAACACCACGAUCGACAUGCUCGCCCGCUUUGGCGAUAUCUCCAAACUCGUGCAAGCAUUUGAAGUCCUCACCCAACCGUUACCCCAAGCGAGUCAAUACUUCUUCGACUCAUUUGAAGCCGACGAAGAUGACGACUUCGGCGUAAGGGUCGACGUUGCCUCCCGUUUUCCGCCCCCAUACGCCACCCCAAAUACCGCAACAUAUUCCCUGCUCCUGCGGUGCAUCUGUAGAUCAGGGCACGCAGUGCUUGCACGACAUUAUCUUAUUCAGGCACGACGCCUCGACCGGGCAGUUGCACACGUCCUCAGAAACCGUGUAUCAGCACUCGUCAACUCAAGGCGAAGCCUAGCGACUGUGCCUGCACCAGAUUUUGCUGUUAACCAAAGUAUGCUGGUCUCGGUGUUGGGAGAGGGAAAUAAGGACAAAGACCUUGGCCUCCUGAGGUGGCUCCAAGAUAAACUGCCAUAUAUCAUCCGCAGGCAGAAGGCCGACCUCGACUACUACGACUCAGUAGUGCGUAAUCAUAGGGACUUGCUACCAAAAGAGAGUCCUACAUCACCUCCGACCGCACCAGCCGAUGCCGAUGCCGAAACGGCAGCGCUUGUGCAACCAGCUCGCGUCAAAUAUUUUGACCCGAAUCUCCACGUCGCCUUCCUCAGACGAAACGUAUCCGAGCUGCAGAGCUUCUCAGGACGCAUUGAAUUUGUAGUUGGACGGACACAUCAGCGGAUUAAGGAGAGACUCGGGCGGCGUGUCUGGCAGGAGAAAGAUGUGUACAUCGCUACGGAAAAUAGACGAGUGAAGAUAUCGAAGGCACACUGGAAGCAAACUGUCAACUUCCAACCACGGACGGAUACAUUCAAGGACCACCUUGUGAAUCGCAGACCGUGGUUGCCAGCUCAUGCAGACCCUCAAAAAAGACGAGGUUUAAGGCGUCCGUCACACAGCCGACCAGACCCCGAUUCUGAACCAUAG